UUCACCUAUCGCUGUCAGGUAUAGAUGUAUAUAGGAUCAUGCACGUACAGAAUGUCAGUUGCUGUUUACGUGCGAUUUAAACUAAUGUUUUAUUCGUUAUUUACGUAAUAAAACUCCGUUCUUGUGUAAAGAAAAUUGAUUCACAAACAUGAAUUCGGGGAAUCAGUUGCCUAAUCUCGAUAAAAUUUUUCGAGCUGAUGAUGAAAUGGAUUUUUUACCAUCGAGAGGAUCCAACUUGGCUGCUAUUUUUGGGACCCAAGUUAAAUCGGUAGAUAGUCAUUCUUCAUCAAAGCAACAGGUUGCCAAAAAAUCAAAUAGUCAUUUGUAUCCAACUCAAACAGUUCCAAAUAAACCAGAGAUCAUAAUAGCUAAAGCUGUGCAUGCAUUUAAACUACAAAAUGGAGUUUAUGUACCAGUUGGAAAACUUGGUAUGGCUCUUGUAGGAAGUAUAACAACAAAAGUAUAUCAAAUUAUUUUAUACAAAACCAAGCAAGAGCAUGUGUCGACUGUUACAGUUACAUGUGACUUUCUGUAUACAGUACAACCAAAUAAUUAUUCAAGUUAUUAUGAUAGUAAUAAGGAAAAUUGGUCAAUUUUAUUUGAAAACAACGAUGUUUGUGUAGAAUUUGCCAAAGAAAUUGGAUUAGCUAGAUAUUUUUCAAAAGAUAGGAAACUAGAGAAUGUACUUCAUCAAGAUUUAUCACCAGUUAACAAAGAUGUAGUAGCAACAGAGGGAGAUAAUGUGUCCAUCAAAUAUUUUGUCACUUCAGAAAUAACACAACCUUUCAAAGGCAAUUUUACAGCACUACAAACAAUGACUGUAGAUAUAUCUACAGAUGAUAAUUGGGAAAAGACACUUGUGGGAAGUAGCAAAGGAUUGAAACGAAUUUUAUUUUUGCCUCCUAGUAAACAGAUCAGUUUGGGUCCUGGAUUUCCAAAAGAGAAAGAUGUUUUAUUGGAAAUAGAAAUAAUAGAUAUACACGCACGAGAAGAAAUUACUCACGUGCAUAAAACAACGAGCGAUAAAGCUUCUAUCAUAUCGCGAAUGGCAAAAAUGGGGCAGUCCAUGUUUCCAAAAACUCCAACAAAUAUUACUACUGACUCUGAAGACACUGAGGAUGAUAUCCCACAUAAAUCGCCGCGCUACAAAAAGAUGGAAUCAUCGGAAGGAGGAACUCAAAAGAAAUACUCCUUACACGAUUCUACACAUGAAAAAACAAAAAACAUACAUGGAGCAUUACAACCAAGAGGCGACGCGCCUGUAACAAAUAUAAGUUGUAAACCUUUUGUUUCUUCAUCUGCAUUUACUUCUCAAUGGUCUUCCACGCAAAUACAACCAAAUUUUGUUACAUUGGAUGGUCAAGUGUAUUCAUUACAGCCACAAACUGUAACUCCAACAGUAUCAUCAGUGAUAGAUCCAGGAUUAAACAUGUUACUAUCAGAAACUAGAAUGACAAAUGCAGAAGUCAGAAUGGGAAUCUCUAAGAUAGCUGAUAAUGUGCAGAAAUUGCUUGACAAGUUUCAUGUUCUUGAACUACAAAAUGCUACAUCUCCUAUAAAAGAUACAACAGUUUUGGAUGCUGCAUUGAAAAUGUUAUUAACCAUGAAUGCAUCUCAGACUGGAGAAAAGGAUAACGAAUUACGGAAAACUAGCGAUAUUUCAGUUACUGAUAAUCAUGUAGAGGUAGAUGAGAUGAAAAGUACAGUGACCAUGUUAAAAAAAGAAUUGGAGGAGUCAAAAGAGUACAUAAAAAAACUCGAAGUCCAGAAGGAAUCUUUAACACAAAUUAAUGAAAGCUUAAAUAAAAAUGUUCAAGAAUUAGAGAUAUCAUUGAAAGACACAAAUAGUCUACUUGCUAUAACAAAAAAAGAUUUAGAAGCAGCUAAGGAAUUUAGUAGAAAUUAUGAGAAACAAAAUGUUAUGUUGGAAGAUAGAAUCACCAAGCUUCAAGAGAAAUGCAAUGCUCUAACUUCCGAUGUUUCUGUAGAGAAUGAGAGUAAAAACAGAGAAAUCAAACACAUAAUGAACCAAAUUUAUUAUAUGCUACUGGAUAAAUUUGUAGAUGAAUCCUACCCUACCAAUUACAUAAAAUCAACGAUAGCAAAUGUAAUAAAGAAUGCCACAUUGCAAAUUCUUUAUAACACUAAUGAAAGAAGCAAUAGAGAAACAGAAUCUGCCAAAGCUACAGAAAGCGAUGCUACGAAAAUUGCAAAUGCAGAAUUAAAAAAUUCUGAUUCAAACACUUCUGCAGAACAGUCGCUAAAUCAAACAGGAGUCACAGGAAAUACUAAUGUAUCAUUGCCACUGCUACAAGAUGAACCACCACCUAUCCCUGCUAAUGAUAUCGUAGAUGAUAUCAACUGGCUAAACUGAUAAUUAUAUUUUACUAUAAGAACAAAAAAUGAACCUUAGAGAUAGUUAAUGUUGAAAUAUAAUGUAAAACAUUUGUAAUGUUCAUUGGUUUCCUAGAUUUAUAAUUUACACAUGCAAAGAAUUUUGUAGAAGAUUAAUGAUUUAUUAUUAAUAAAUACUAUUU
Molecule: messenger RNA, 2537 nt
Organism: Hylaeus anthracinus
Lineage: Eukaryota; Metazoa; Arthropoda; Insecta; Hymenoptera; Colletidae
Product: FK506-binding protein 15-like
Exons: 12
Coding region: 149-2374 (741 amino acids)
Molecular function (GO): peptidyl-prolyl cis-trans isomerase activity
Source: RefSeq, a predicted model, not a curated record